Messenger RNA from Chelonoidis abingdonii (Abingdon island giant tortoise), 2363 nucleotides. It is a transcript of the gene FAXC, whose product is annotated as failed axon connections homolog, metaxin like GST domain containing. The record is from RefSeq and is a predicted model, not a curated record. Lineage: Eukaryota; Metazoa; Chordata; Testudines; Testudinidae. Gene Ontology annotation, cellular component: cytoplasm.
CAAAGGCGAGAGGCAGCUGCAGGAGGAGGCUGCUGCUGCUGCAGAAAUCACCACGGAGACCCAGCACCGCUGCUCCAUCCCCUCCUGGCCCGCUGCUAAGCUGAGCGUGCCGGCUGGCUCCAACCAGCCCUUGCCCAUGCAGACUGCCCUGGCGAGCAGCGGGGGGAAAGGGAGCAGCAGGCAACGCGCAGCAUGCACUGGGGUGUUGGUUUUGCCUCCUCCAGGUCCUGUGUGGUUGAGCUGAGCCGGAAUCAGAGCCUCACCCUCGGCUGCUGUGCAGGAUCCGAAGAGCACUUCUCCUUUUAUGGGGACAUCAUCGCUUUCCCUUGGCAGGAUUACGGUGGGAUCAUGGCAGGGCUGGGUUCUGAUUCGUGGUGGAAGAAAACCCUUUAUUUGACUGGGGGAGCCCUGCUCGCUGCCGCGGCGUAUCUGCUACAUGAACUCCUGGCAAUUAGGAAAGAGCAGGAGGUUGAUUCCAAAGAUGCUAUUAUACUGCAUCAAUUUUCAAGACCUAACAAUGGUGUUCCCAGUUUAUCUCCUUUUUGUUUGAAAAUGGAAACAUAUUUAAGGAUGGCUGAUUUACCCUACCAGAACUAUUUUGACGGAAAACUUUCCCCUCAAGGGAAAAUGCCCUGGAUUGAAUACAAUCGCAAAAAAGUAUCUGGCACUGAGUUCAUUAUUGACUUUUUGGAAGAGAAACUCGGAGUGAAUUUAAAUAAAAACCUUGGUCCACAUGAAAGAGCUGUUUCCAGAGCAGUGACAAAAAUGGUGGAGGAGCACUUCUAUUGGACAUUAGCUUAUUGCCAGUGGGUGGACAAUCUUCAUGAGACCCAGAAGAUGCUUUCAUGCCGUGGCCCCUUUAGUGACCUGCUGAAGUGGAUUCUGUGCCACCUAACAAAAGGAAUUGUGAAACGAGAAAUGUACGGCCAUGGCAUCGGCCGCUUCUCGGAGGAAGAGAUAUACAAGCUGAUGGAGAAAGACAUGCGGUCACUAGCAGGUCUCUUGGGUGACAAGAAGUACAUCAUGGGACCAAAGCUUUCCACUCUCGAUGCCACUGUCUUUGGGCACCUGGCUCAAGCAAUGUGGACAUUACCAGGGACUAGACCUGAGAGACUAAUCAAAGGUGAACUGAUUAACCUUGCUAUGUACUGUGAAAGAAUAAGGAGGAAAUUCUGGCCAGAGUGGCACCAGGACGACGAUAACACGUUGUAUGAAUCUGAGGAAAGUAGUGAAGCUAGCAAGACUCACACCCCAUUGCAGGACUUCAGCUUUUAUUCAAGGACAGAAACAUUUGAUGAGGAGGGGACAGAGAACAGUAUUUCCCAAACCCCUGACACGGAUUAUACUGGACACUCUCUCUUUGAUUCUGAUAUGGACUUGGAUGACUAUACAGAUCACGCACAAUGCAAGUGAUGUAUCCAAGCACUUCUCCGUUUGUGUCAGAAAUGCCACUUCUUGGGACCAGUCCAACUUUCCCACAUUCAUGCCAGUGUGGAAGAGAUCAUUGUGCUUGACACAUUUCACAUGCUACCUGGACUAUUUCACCCUUAUUUCAUUUUGUAAAUCCAUUCAGAUGGAGCCUAGGUUAAACAAUUAGAACAAAAAUAGGCAAACAAGAGAUCCAUAGGGUAGAAGGAUCUUAGGCCUACAUAUUGCUCCCACUGAAAACAGAUUCCAAAAUAAUGUGAGUAAACCUACCACAGAUAGAGCAGAGAGGUCACGAGAGCUGCUUUGUGUUGAACUUCUCAUCUUCACGGCGGGGGUUGACAGAAAGGGAAAAGGGUUUAUUGGAAUUCCCCUCUCCCUCCUUGGUAAGCAGUGAUUGCACUGUAUUAAUGCAACAGGAUGCCAGGGCAACUUUACUCAACAGCUUCUUGCACUCUGGGUGUGUAAGUUACACGUGUGUGUGUAUAGAAGAGGAGUAGGGGUUUGGUCUCCAGUGCUUUCACAGAUUGUCCAUCAAUAAAGGCAAGAAGAAAAUGUGCUCAUGCAAAAAGCAACAUUUUAUAGUUCCUAUUCUGUACAAUAGCUUGAAAUCUUUCAGUUUUAUAACUUUUUUUUAGUUGAAAGGGAGACUUCAAAGUAUUUUAAAUUAUUACCUAACAAUCCCCUUAGGAGUCUUGGCUAACCCCCCUCUCAGGUAUAUAUACUCUGUCCAUCCAAAUUCCCCUUACAGUUUCGAUUAUGUCAAGUGUUCUUUCCACUGCGAACUGUUGUUUAGCCUUGCUAGAUACUACUGAGUUAAACACCUAGAGUGCACCUCCCCAGAGUCAACUGCAUUGCAGUGCUGGACACUUCAGUCUCUAUAGCAGGGAUUGGCAACCUUUGGCAUGCAGCCCUCCCGGGUAAGCACCCUGGCAGAC